Messenger RNA from Baudoinia panamericana UAMH 10762, 1429 nucleotides. RefSeq lists its product as uncharacterized. The coding region runs from base 54 to 1277 and encodes 407 amino acids. The record is from RefSeq and is a predicted model, not a curated record. Gene Ontology annotation, biological process: polyketide metabolic process. Lineage: Eukaryota; Fungi; Ascomycota; Dothideomycetes; Mycosphaerellales; Teratosphaeriaceae. The transcript is spliced from 2 exons.
CGAUCACCCUGACUAUACUCGUCCCGCAUCGUGUUCGUGAGAAAGCUCGAACAAUGGCGCAGAAAUCCGCUUUCGACACACCUUGGUUCAAUUCGCAAGGCAACGACUUCUUCAACUCAUUGAACAAGUCGAAGAAUCUCAACAUCGUUCUGACUGCGGAGACCGAGGACUUCGACGAGGAGACGACGCAGCAGUGGCGGGAUGAAGGCUUCGCUACCAAGUAUGUCCCACUGCUGGACGGUGGGAAGGAGUACGUACAGCGUGUGCACCAAGCCGGAGACGCGUUCGGGGUGAGCGAGUACUAUGGGAUUGUAGCCUUUGACGACGCCGCGUCAGUGAUCCUCUCUGCUCAUGUCAAACCCGCCCACCCUAAGCUCGUAGCCAUUGUCGCUUACUACCCUUCUACCAUCCCCUCAAUCAACACCAAGUAUCCACCCAGUAUCCGCGUCCUCGUCCAUCUUGCCGGCAGUGAAGUAGGUGUACAGCGGCAUCCAGAGGUUCUUGGAAUUCAAUCGAACAAGACGAAGACUGUGAAGAAGCGCAUUGACCCCGGAGCCGGAUAUGGGGAGGUGUUGAAGUUGGGAUUCAAAGCGUAUACCUAUGCUGGCGUCCAGAGUGGCUUUGCUGAAAGUGACCUGGAUGAGUUCGAUCCCGUCGCGGAGAAAGUUGCCUUUGGGCGGAGUCUAGAGUGCGUCAGGCGAGGAUUCAGAGCUGAAACGGAUGUGGAGGGAGCGCGGGAUGCGCUGGUUGAUGCGACGGCAAGUGGCAAUACGAAGAAGGCGCUGGGGUCGUUGCGGCCGUUUGCGCACGUCCUACAUGGGCCUACGUUGACCGGCGGCAUUGGGACGGAGGAACUAGGACAGUUCUACGGCAGCUUCUUCUACCCGCUGCCGCCGGACUUUAGGGUGCGGUUACUCAGUCGCACCAUUGGUACGGAUGGGUCGAGAUUAGUGGAUGAGCUUUACAUCUCGUUCACGCACUCGCAGGAGAUUGCGUGGAUGCUACCGGGCAUACCGCCGACGAAGAAGAAAGUGGAGGUGGCUAUGGUGUCCAUUGCACGCAUGAUGGGUGGUAAACUGGAGAGUGAGCACGUGUACUGGGAUCAAGCGGCGGUUUUGGUGCAGGUAGGCCUGCUCAGUCCGAAGAUGGUGCCGGACGGCUUCAAGAAGAAGGGCGUCGAAGAGCUGCCCGUUGUUGGAGCGGAGGCUGCGAGGGCCAUGAAGAGGGGCAGUAGCAAGCAUAUGAACGAAUUGAUCGAUGAUUGGAAGGACUCAUGAAUAUAGAAGCCUUCGAGACUCUCAUCUUGGACAUUAGUAUGGUGUUCGUGGAGCUGAGCAACCCGUAGGUUUCAAUGACCUUUGCAACUCCACAUCAUAGACCUACGUGUGGGUUAGUGCGCGUUGUCGAAUGUGCGCCAGAGCAUAUCGCG